Messenger RNA from Chelonoidis abingdonii (Abingdon island giant tortoise), 3092 nucleotides. It is a transcript of the gene ODC1, whose product is annotated as ornithine decarboxylase 1. Lineage: Eukaryota; Metazoa; Chordata; Testudines; Testudinidae. Gene Ontology annotation, molecular function: ornithine decarboxylase activity. The record is from RefSeq and is a predicted model, not a curated record. Gene Ontology annotation, cellular component: cytoplasm.
UCGGCUCCAGCCGCCGCCGAGCUCCGCGGGGCCCGUCUCUGAGGAGGAGGCACGGGACCGGCUGCCCGGCGAGGCGCUGCACCAUGGCGGGCGCUGACUGAGUUUCAAUGCAACAUCAUACAACUGCUGCACAGAGGACAGAAAACUUGCCUUGAUCUAGCAAGACUCUGCUUUUCUGAAGCACAUCUUUGGGUGCACAGUUGAAAGAAUUUGAACAAAGCUGAUAUUUCUUAGUUGUCCAUUUUGUUGCACUUUCACUCUUAGAAACAAUGAACAGCUUCAGCAAUGAGGAGUUUGACUUCACCUUCCUUGAUGAAGGCUUUACUGCCAAGGAUAUUCUAGACCAAAAAAUAAAUGAAGUCUCUUCCUCUGAUGAUAAAGAUGCUUUCUAUGUUGCUGACCUUGGGGAUGUCCUAAAGAAGCAUUUCCGAUGGUACAAAGCACUCCCUAGAGUAACACCCUUCUAUGCUGUCAAAUGUAAUGACAGUAAAGCUAUAGUGAAGACACUUGCUACUCUUGGUGCAGGGUUUGAUUGUGCUAGUAAGACUGAAAUCCAGUUAGUACAGAACAUUGGUGUACCUCCAGAGCGAAUAAUAUAUGCAAAUCCUUGCAAACAAAUCUCUCAAAUUAAACAUGCUGCCAACAGUGGUGUGCAGAUGAUGACUUUUGAUAGUGAAGUAGAGCUAAUGAAAGUUGCAAGAGCUCAUCCAAAGGCAAAGCUAGUCUUGCGCAUCGCAACUGAUGACUCCAAAGCGGUUUGUCGCCUGAGUGUUAAAUUUGGAGCUACCCUCAAAACUAGCAGACUUCUUCUGGAGCGGGCAAAAGAACUUGACCUUGACAUUAUUGGAGUCAGUUUCCAUGUUGGAAGUGGCUGUACUGACCCAGAGACGUUUGUUCAAGCUAUUUCUGAUGCCCGUUGUGUCUUUGAUAUGGGAACAGAGCUUGGCUUCAGUAUGCAUCUGCUUGAUAUUGGUGGUGGUUUCCCUGGUUCUGAAGAUGUCAAGCUUAAAUUUGAAGAGAUCACAAAUGUAAUCAAUCCAGCGUUGGACAAAUACUUUCCUUGUGAUUCUGGAAUAAGAAAUGCAGAGCCUGGCAGAUACUAUGUUGCAUCAGCUUUCACGCUGGCAGUUAACAAAUUGCAAAAAAAGUUUAUUAAGGAGCAGUCAGGUUCUGAUGAUGAGGAUGAUACUAAUGGCAAAACUCUUAUGUACUAUGUGAACGAUGGAGUGUAUGGAUCAUUCAAUUGCAUCCUGUAUGAUCAUGCACAUGUUAAACCAGUCUUGCAAAAGAGACCUAAACCAGAUGAGGGCUGUUAUUCCUGUAGCAUAUGGGGACCAACAUGUGAUGGCCUGGAUCGUAUUGUCGAGCGCUUUGAUAUGCCAGAGUUGCAAGUUGGUGAUUGGAUGCUGUUUGAAAAUAUGGGUGCCUACACAGUUGCAGCUGCUUCCACUUUCAAUGGAUUCCAGCGGCCAGCAAUACAUUAUGUGAUGUCAAGGCCAGCAUGGCAACUAAUGCAACAGAUUAAGGAGCAAGGUUUUGUAGCUGAAGAAGAAGAGCAGGAUGUCAGUACUUUGCCACUGUCUUGUGCCUGGGAAAGUGGAAUUGAACAUCAUCCGGCAGCUUGUGCUUCAACUAGUAUUAAUGUAUAGAUAUUGUUUAACUGCAAGUUUAUUAAUUGAAUCUCUAGGGCAUUUUGGGGACCAUUAACUUAAUUCUUGCUAGAAUUUUUAAAUGGUUUUUUGUUUAAGUCUAGGGUCAGCAUAAAUGCAACAAAAUGGAUGACUAGGAGAUGGGGGUCACAUUAUCUGUGUUCCUAUGGAAACUAUUUGAAUAUUUUAUAUGGAUUUUUACUCACUUUCAAGUAUGCUACUAAAGAUUAACCCUUGACUGUCAGACAAGCAUUUGUAGCUUGUAUAUUGGCAGAAUGGGCUGAGCUUAGUGUUGUGACCUAACUUUUAAAAUAAAGUGUAUUGAAAUAACUGGCUAUUCUCUGGUGUACACGAAUUUUAAAACUGUCAUGAAUGGAUAGUAAAGUAUUGGUGGUUGCUUUGCCAUAUAGACCUAGUAAAGGAUGUGCAGUGGAUUUAGCCUUGUAAAACUGUCUUGAAAGCAUACCAGCUAAGUUUAGCAUUGCAUAGUGUACUAUAAACAUACUCUUCUAGAUUUUUAUGGUGAAUGAUAGCUGAAAUACUUACGCACUGGGCAGCAGAGGUGGUUAGUCCACUUCUCUAAUGGAUUGUCUGUCUUUUUUUUGUUUUUUAAUGUCACUGACCAUUAACAGAUUUUAAUGCAAACUAAAGAAGCUGCUAAAAAUAAUCGAUGGAGUUAAAAUUAAUUGGCCACUCUAAUAUGCUACAACAAAGAUACUGAAGUCAUCUCAAAACUUUGCACAGGUCAGAAUUUAUAGUUUGCUGUGAUGGUAACCAAACUUAAAUAUAGGUGGGUGGGGACUAAGGUUGUCAACCUUCAAGAGUUAUCCUGGAGUCUCUGGGAAUUCACAUAUAUUCUUUUCAUAAAGAUUAACCUCUAACUUCCAGGAAUCGUACAAUCAAAACUGGCAACCUUAGUGCAGACUGAGCUAUAGAAGUUGAGGCCAGAUCUUCAAAUGUUCUUAAGCGUUUCAGUGCCUCAUUGACCUGCUGCCUAGGGGAAUUGUCAGCCCUGGGAAUGUUUGCUCUAAGGAAAAAGUAGAACCUGUAGGUCCCUGGUCUAGAUUACUGAGUUCUGGUAAGAUGCUAAGACUUAAUAGCAGAUAUAUGAAGGAUAAACAACUCUACCAGCACAUCCACUGAUAUAGAAAAGCUUUAGUUCCUCUUUUUUUUUAGAGAUUGUUAGAGAAUAUUAAAUACAGUUCUUAGUUUCAGAACUUUCAGCCACAGUUAACUGAUUAUUCCACAGGCUUGUGCAGCUAGGCUCAUUGCAUAAGCUUAUCUCUUCUUCCUAUCUGGCCUUCAGUUGAAAAUCAGAUUUUUAACUCCUUUUCAGAGUAAAUGGUCAUCCCUGCUUAAAACCAUACCAGUUUCUUAGGCCCCUAUGUUACAAAUUAAAUAAGACUCAAGAUUAUAUGACAAAUAAAUGCUUAAUGUUCUCCA